Molecule: messenger RNA, 1170 nt
Organism: Microtus oregoni (creeping vole)
Lineage: Eukaryota; Metazoa; Chordata; Mammalia; Rodentia; Cricetidae
Product: signal peptidase complex subunit 3
Exons: 1
Coding region: 6-548 (180 amino acids)
Biological process (GO): protein targeting to ER
Cellular component (GO): membrane; signal peptidase complex
Source: RefSeq, a predicted model, not a curated record
GCAACAUGAACACCCUGCUCUCGCGGGCGAACUCGCUGUUCGCCUUCACGCUGAGCGUCAUGGCGGCGCUCACCUUGGGCUGCAUCCUCACCACCGCCUUCAAAGACAGAAGCGCGCCAGUGAGCCUGAAAGUCUCCAGGGUCCUGCUCAAAAAAGUGGAGGACUUCACCGGACCCAGAAAAAGAAGCGACCUGGGCUUCAUCACGUUCCACAUCUCUGCGGAUUUGGAGAAGACUUUCGACUGGAACGUCAAGCAGCUCUUCCUUUACCUCUCGGCAGAAUAUUCCACGAAAAGCAACGCUGUGAACCAGGUGGUCCUGUGGGACAAGAUCCUUUUGCGAGGAGAGAACCCCAAGCUGGAUCUGAAAGAUGUCAAAAGCAAGUAUUUUUUCUUUGACGACGGGCACGGUCUCAAGGGAAACAGGAAUGUCACUUUGACUCUGUCCUGGCAAGUUAUACCGAUUGCUGGCAUUCUGCCUCUUGUGACUGGAUCUGGACGCGUGUCUGUCCCAUUUCCAGAUUCGUAUGAAAUAGCCACGGCUUUUUGAAGAACUCUCUCUGCGUGUGUGUUAAGGAAUAGUAGUUAAAAACUGUCAAGAAUCUGAAGAAACUCAUGCUAUAAACUUUGUGUGUGGGCAUUCGUGCAUGUUCACAUUGAAUGUGAUUUAGAGGCAGACUUUUGCUCGUCUCUUGUUAAAGCAUGCUUGAUGGCUGAAAAACAGUUAAUGUGAUUAUUCGGUAGCUGCUGAAAGUUGAAAAUAAGGUUACUAACAACUUUUUCUGAAGAGUGAAUACAUCUGUAAUCUGUAAAUCAUUGUAACACCUUUAAUGGCUGUCUGUCUAAGAAAUUGGGUCUUUCCAGGUUUUCCCUACUAAAGUUUUCAUGUUUUGCAUCGUUUUUAAAUAAUUUUUUACAUUGUCAUUGAGAGUUGAAAUGUUUGCAUGACUUCCCCACUGAGUGAAGCUUGUUUCAGUGUGUAUACUAGGUGCUAAUUAUGUACAAUUAUCAGAAAGUCUCCACUUUCAUAAUGUUUCAUAAAGUAUAGUUUUCCAUUUGCAAACUCUCUUAUAUGCUAUCCUAUUCUAUUGUCAAUCAUCUAGUGAUGUAUAUAAUACAAACAUAGGCUCUUUGAAGAUGAAGAAUGUGAAAGACUGUAGUUUGGGGAAUCC